This is a messenger RNA of Oldenlandia corymbosa var. corymbosa, 4923 nucleotides long. The record is from the annotation of a GenBank genome assembly. Lineage: Eukaryota; Viridiplantae; Streptophyta; Magnoliopsida; Gentianales; Rubiaceae.
AUUUUUUAUCAGAGCAAUAAAUUAGCCCCCACAAGUAGUUAACCUACAACCGACCACAAGGGAUUUCUCUCUCCCGUCGGCUGUAAUUUUCUGUCGGAGGCUAGUUGCAGCGCCUAUAUCAUCUCCACCACUCUUAACUUUUCCUCUCUCUGUCUUUCUCUUCCCGUCAGCAUUUAUUUAUUUUAUAUUUAAUAUAUAUUCUAUGUAUAUAUAUUCAUUCCUCUUUCUUCUAUCUUUCUCUCUCUAACCAAUCUCAAUACAGAAUUUCCCGUUCUCUCUCUCUCUCUAAAGCCCUAGAAAAUUCGCCUUCUGGAAUAGCAGAUUCAUCGUCCCAUGCGACAACCUCUAGAUCCCCACAUCCAAUUUUGGAGAUAUAUCCCUUGAUCCUUCUCCCCGGAAUUGUUUUGCCCCAAAUCCCCUUGAAAGAACCCUAGAUCUAAUCUCAUUUUCUCAACAAUUAAUUCCCCGGAUUAUAUCGGCUGGAAAUUCAGCUGAUUGUGGAGUCAGGGAGUCACGAUUUGAUCGGUUAGCUGCACCCAUGGUGGGCAUGGGAAGGGUUUACAAUGGAGAAACGUCAAAGCCGUCAUCAUCGACGACGUCUUCUACGGCGCCUCCGGCGGUGACGACGUCGACGUCGAUCACCGAGACGGUGAACGGUACCCACGAUUUUAAGAUUAACGGGUAUUCCUUGGCUAAAGGGAUGGGGAUUGGAAAGUACAUAGCUUCCGAUAUUUUUAUGGUGGGAGGCUACGCGUGGGCGAUCUAUUUCUAUCCGGACGGCAAGAGCGUGGAGGAUAAUUCGACCUAUGUUUCUCUGUUUAUCGCUUUAGCCAGCGAGGGAACCGACGUUAGGGCGCUCUUCGAAUUGACGCUUCUGGAUCAGAGCGGGAAAGGGAGGCAUAAGAUUCAUAGCCACUUUGGAAGGGCCUUGGAGAGUGGGCCUUACACUCUUAAAUACCGAGGGAGCAUGUGGGGAUAUAAGCGGUUUUUCAAGAGAACAGCCUUGGAAACAUCGGACUACCUUAUGGAUGAUUGUCUUCAGGUCCAUUGUUGUGUUGGUGUAGUUAGAUCACAGACAGAAGGACCUAAAAUCUACUCUAUACCUGUCCCACCUUCCGAUAUUGGUCAACAUUUUGGGCAGCUACUUGAAAGUAAAAAGGGAACUGAUGUCAGUUUUGUGGUCAAUGGGGAACAAUUUUCUGCUCACAAGCUAGUGCUUGCUGCUCGAUCUCCUGUAUUUAGGGCUCAACUAUUUGGCCCUAUGAAAGAUCAGAAUACAAAUUUUAUAAAUGUUGAAGACAUAGAGGCUCCUGUUUUCAAGGUCCAGUGCCUAGUAUUCUGUUCUAUUUUAUGUUUUGUAUUUCAAUUGGAACGUCAUCUUGUGUUCUUUUUCGUAUUCAUACAUGUAAAUUUUCUAUGAAAUUCCUUCAGCAAUCUUUCCAUUUCUGUGUUUUGUAUUGCUAGGGGAAUGAUGACGGCAAUAUUGUUCCUGCAAUUGUAUAUUCUCCAUUGAUAUUGAAGCAAUAAUUUCUUGUAGGUUAUGCAGUUUGCAUCUGUUUUUUGGCCAACAUAUAUUAUGAUUGAGCUCUUCGUUGUGUACAUUUAACAGUUCAUAGAGUGCAUGUUAGGGUUUUUACUUUUGAGCCAUUUUCUCACUAUUAUUAUUUUUACUGGAACUUGUUUUGCCUAAGUUUCUCUCUAAAGUGAAUUUUGGGAGGCUGGAUUGGUGAAUAUCUGCCAUUUGAUGGUGUGUGGGUAGUGUUUUGUCUUUUACAUUUAGUUUUAGAUUAUCACGUUAUGUUAAUUGCUCAGGUUUUCUUACGCCACUUGGCAACAAGUGGAAGAGAUAUCUGUACUAGUUGUGGGAAGUAUGUUUUGUUCAUGAUAAAUGGAUUAGAUGGACUUCUAUCCGAAUGAGUUGAUAUUUUAAUUCUGGUCGCUUGUGUACUUCCGUGUUUAAUCCAAGACAUUCCAGACAAUAUUUUGAUAUUUAACGUUUUAUGAUACAUGUGUGAGGUCUCUAGAAUGAUGUGAUCUUUUGGUUCAUUUGUGAUGAAUCCAUAUAGCUGGUUCAAGCCAUUUUAUGGUUGCCCUUGCAUUGUAUUGCUAAUUAAUUCUGUAAUAUCUGACCUUAUGCAAAAUAUCUUGGAGAAAACAUGAAAGUAUAGUUUGCAAAAAGAGGGAUCUCUGUGAUGACCAUCAUGGGAAAGUGGGCAGCAUUUUGGGAAUUAACCAUGAAAUUUAAUGUGCUUCAUGGAAGAUAACAUGCUUGAAAUCUCAUCUCACUGAUGAGAUUUGGAGAAUUUUUUUUUUUGUGUGUGUGAGCGUCUUCAGUACUUGUGAAAUUGGUUAAACAUUUGGUGCAUUUUGAAUAAGCACCGCCAUUCAACAUAUCUCCCCAGAGUCCUAGAUAUUUUUUCUGCGAAUGUUAAUAAUUAUUUGUUUUGCGUUCUCGCCUUUUCUAUCAAAUGCACUAUUUGGUCAUGGCCUUGCUAUACCUUUUGCUUUUAGGUUUUGUUGUAUACAGUGAUUGAUUUGCAACUUCGAUACUGACACUUGAGUGCUUGUUUCAUUUUUUUUUCGUACAGGCUCUACUUCAUUUUAUUUACUGGGACAGCUUACCUGAUUUGGAAGAACUUACCGGUCUGAACUCAAAGGGGGCUUCAACCUUGAUGGCUCAACAUCUGCUUGCUGCUGCAGACCGAUAUGGUUUGGAUAGGCUUAGGUUGAUAUGCGAGUCUAAUCUCUGCGAGGAUGUUGCUAUAAAUACUGUUGCAACUACUUUGGCGUUGGCAGAACAACACCACUGUUUCCAGCUGAAGUCUGUUUGCCUUAAAUUUGUCGCCUUGCCAGAAAAUCUUAGGGGUAAGUUUCUUAUCCUUUUGAGAAGAAAUUAUCAGUUUGACAAGGAUUAUGUGCUUGCACAUUGUUGAACCAGUAAACUCUAGGAUAUGAGUACAUGUUGUCUGUCCUGUCGUAAGGACUCCUUUAUUUUGUAUAUUUGUGCAUCUUCUGCUGUUAGUCACAUAUGUGAAAGAUCUUGUUUUGGUAGCUUAAAUGGUUGAGUGCGUACUGAUUCUUUACUAAUUCUCACUUGAGCUUGCUGCUUGGUUUUGGCCAUCUUAACAUGAUUUCUAAGCUUGCUUUAUGUGCCAGAUUCAGUCGUAGAAUUCCAACUACAUGGCCAUGAAAUGUAGUGAAGUCUGUAGAAGUUGAUAGAUAGCGAAGCAUUUAUAUUUGUAAUAUCAAUGCAUGCCAUAUCAAUUGCAGCUAUUGGUUGACUAUGAAACUUUUUUAGCAUAUGGAAUGAUAAUUGUAUUUUAGAAAUGUGUUCAGUGAGGCACUUGAUAUUUAUUUUGCAUCCAAGAUGUAUGAGAAUUUGGUACUACUUGCUUGGUGGCAUGUAACUGAUUGGUAGUGAUUCAAAACUGAGUACUAAUGUGUGCUUAAAUUUGUUGUUCUUUUGCAGCUGUCAUGCAGACGGAUGGGUUUGAAUACUUGAAAGAAAGUUGUCCAAAUGUGCUUACAGAACUGUUGGAGUAUGUGGCAAGGAUCAAUGAGCAUUCGGUUAUCAGUAGUAAGCCAUUGAACGACGGUGUAAUGGACGGUAGUGAUAUCAAUGGCCGGCGUGUAAAACAGAGGUUAUAGUAGGUUUUGCGAAUCAGCCAUUGUCACUGUAGGUUUUAUAGAGAGUAGCUGGGGGAAUCAAUUUUCAAGGUUAGAGAAACAUUUUUUUAAAAUGCAGAUUCUAGCUUGACGAAGUUGUAAAUGACAUAUCAUGUAUUAUCCCUGUAUUUUUUUCAAGAAAUAUUACCUGUGUAUCACAUUGCUCUGUACUCUGGAAGAUUUCCGAACUUUGUUGGAUGUUUCCUAUGAUAUAGUUGGGUGGUGUUAAUACAGACUGUUAAAACUGACUGUUUCAUCUGUGCCGUUGAGCACUCACCUCCGGUAAACAUCAUAGUUUAACUGUAUUGAUUAGGACCAAACUUUGAUUUUCGUAUCUAUAGUCUUUUUAGGGGUUGAGUGAACUAUGAUUUGGUCGAAGUUGAAGCAGAAGCCAGUAGACAUUACCGGAGGAAGAAGUUAAGGCUUCUAUUAGGAACUUAUUCCUGCGUUGGAAGUUUGGCAAUAACUACGGCGAAUUCAUUAAUGAACUCCUGACGAUUUCCAAAUUCAACUUAGUCUUCACAAAUCCUAUUUUGAAUAGCAAAGUUGGUUUGUACAAGCUUGAAUUUCACUAAAAUUAUACCGCAUGGAUUCUGCAAUAGUUGGGAAAUUCAAAGAAAGGCCUUCCACUAUACUGAAAGAGACCCCUAAAACUAGUGUUGAGAUUCUGAGCCGACUGAGCCUUUGUUUACUCUGACAUAUCAACAUGAGCAAAAUCCGACCCAAAAAAUCAUAGAUUCAAACGAUACAAAAGAUUGCAGACCCCAAAAGAUUGGCGACAAACUCGACAUUGAAGUACAUAGCAGCAGGCUCAAAAAGCUCGCCCAAAAGCUGGUUCAACCCCUCAUCGCUGGUAAUCGCUUGCUUGAUGUGAGUUGGUUGGAUAAAAUCCUUGUUCUGCUCCUUGGCUGCUUUUCCGGCAAGUUCUAGAACCUCAGCCGCGAUGCAUUGGAGAACCGCGGAGAGGAAGAUCGGAGCUCGGUGGCUGACUUUCUCGCAGUACCCAUUGCCCAAGAGUGACUCAUGGAAUUCACGAACAGGGAACUGAAGAUGUGCUUUCCUUGCUGGCGCGUCGGCGUAGUCGUACCAUUUCCGGCCGCCGCCGCCGUUGGAAUUCAUUGUCGAUCGGAGGAGAAAAAAAGAGUGCUGGGGUCUUUUUUGAUCUGUUGACUGUAACCCGCGAGAGAAAAAAGAUGGGGUCGUUUUGAUCCUUUGUAGCGUAUGUAUGGAAUGGAAUACAACGUAAAUGUAUGAGAG